Messenger RNA from Nerophis lumbriciformis (worm pipefish), 1314 nucleotides. The record is from RefSeq and is a predicted model, not a curated record. NCBI's taxonomy places the organism in Eukaryota, Metazoa, Chordata, Actinopteri, Syngnathiformes, Syngnathidae.
AUGGCAAGGAAGUCUGCGGUGCCGGGCGAGCACGCUCUCUUCCAGCCGGCAUUGGAGGCGUCUGAGGGUCAUCAGUUUGUUCCUCCAGCCUGGCUUCCAUCUAUGGAGAUGGUCGGGAUUGAUAGGUGGCGAGCCGGUGUUGGUGAACUUUAUAAGUCAACAUUUCAGUACUACUUUGUAUUUCUCCUCAGUCCACUGUCAGGAGGUGCCCAGACCGAGAUGAAGAAGGUAGUCGGGGACAACGCUACCUUACCUUGCCACCACCAGUUCCAAUCAUCUGGCUCAAUUGACAUUGAGUGGCUGCUACAGAAACCUAACUCCAAACAGAAAGUGUUAAUUUCGUUCUUCAGUGGCCACGUAUACCUGUACAGUAAUGAGGCAACGAGCACGGAUGCCAGUCGCUUGUCCUUUGCUGGGGAGUACCUUGGAGGAGACGCUUCCCUGCUGAUUAGUGACCUGCUGCUGACUGACUCAGGAGAGUACUACUGCAAGGUCAAAACAGGGGGGAAGUACCACUGGAGCCAAGUCAACCUCAUUGUGCUGGUGAAACCCUCAAAGCCCACCUGUCGGAUGGAUGGCGAUCUCCUGGAAGGUAGUGACGUCAAGCUGAGCUGUAAGUCCAGUGACGGCUCUGACCCCAUCAACUACAAGUGGGAGCGAGUUCUAGACAAAGGCAAAAGCCUGGGCAAAUUGCCAAACAUGGCACUGAUUGAUUUGAAGAAUCCUGAACUGGUGACUCUGCGGAACCUCACCAUGGACAGCACAGGUGUCUAUAGGUGCACGGCUAGCAAUGACGUGGGAGAGGAGAAUUGCACCAUUGAGGUCACAAUGGAGCAUGUGAGGGAUAUGGGUAAGGUGGCUGGUGCAGUAGUGGGAAUUUCCCUUGGUGUGCUCAUUGUCAUAUUAAUCAUCUGGCUUGUCUUCCAAACGAAGGAGAAAAAAAAGUAUGAGGAAGAGGAGACUCCCAAUGAGAUAAGGGAGGAUGCAGAGGCUCCCAAGGCUAAGCUGGUAAAGCCAAACUCCCUGUCCUCAUCCCGAUCCGGCAGCUCACGCUCAGGUGCCUCCUCCACCCAAUCGAUGGUGCACAACAGUGCCCAGCGCGGCCACCGCCCACGCCCACCUGCAGUCGCAGCGCUCAAGGAAAAUGGACAACCUCCGGGCUUUCCCCAGUCCCCUCCAGCCUACACUUCUGUGGUGCCACCCAAGACCCCCGAACCCCACACCACUCCCAAAUUCAACUCCAGGAAUAUGUCUGGGCCAACACCCCCAACCCUCAUGGUCCCGGCCCAGACCAAAGCCUUCCAGACUGUGUAG